AUGGUAUGGGACUACUAUGAUGGCAAAGUUUUGUUUGUCACUGGUGGGACGGGAUUUAUUGGCACAACGCUACUCUAUAGGCUCUUGAGUCAAGCAGCCCCAGAACAUGUUUACGUUUUGUGUCGAGGUGGUUAUGAGAGAGCAAAAGCAAAAUGGACCGAGAUGCUAUCAGCCCCGGUGGCCAAAGUCCUCACCCAGAGCAAUCGUAUGACAAUUCUGGAUGGCGAGCUUGGAGACACUGCCACAAUGAAUCUCCCGGACGACGAUCUGCAAAUGCUCAAACAAAAAGUGCAUAUUCUUAUACAUGCUGCAUCUUCUAUUGCACUGAAUAAUUCACUCCGCGAAUUAGACUACACAGUGAUUGCACCCACCGUGUGCCUGGCGCAAUACGCGCUGAAGUUUGUUAAUUUGGAAAGAUUUGUCUUUCUCUCCACGGCAUAUGUUAAUGCUCAUCUUUGGAUGGCAAGCAAAACAUCCGAUGUUGCUGUGGAGGAACGGGUAUAUCCCCUUGGAUCCAACGACGAAAAUCCACUGGAAACAGCACCUCACGUGUAUCGAGAGCUGCAGAAAACAGGUACAACAGAGGAAUAUGAGACUCACGACUUUCCAUGGCCAUAUGCCUAUGCAAAGCAUUUGGCGGAGAGACUCGUAUUUAACAAAGCCGCGCUGAAGGAUGCCUCGGACAAAUUUCUCAUCAUUAGGCCUUCAGUUGUUGGGCCCGCUGACCAGUUUCCAUACCACGGCUUCACCACUUCAUACUCUUCCCCGUCGACAGCCUGUGCAGCAGCUUAUGCAAUGCACCCAGGGCGAAAGAUAAAUCUUGCGACUCGGUGCGAGAACCCUGAUAAAGAAGCAACCAUCGACGAAGUUCCUGUGGACGUUGUCGCCGAACGGCUACUGGUACAUGUAGCGCUUGGCUCAAGUGGAUGCGUGCAUGCGGUCAGUGGAGAAAAAGGACGAUUGCGUAUUGAGGACUGGUGGGAUGCAUUCAAGAAAGAACGCCGAUGGCCCUGGAAUGUCAAGCCGGUCUGGAUAUCGAAGGAUUGGCAUUCAUCCGAUCUGCAUCAUGUUGCCAAAAGUUUGAAAAUUAUCGGCACUUCCUUCGCUUUCUCUGAAGAGAAAACGGAUCUUGUCGCCGAGAAGCUCAAUAGUGAUCUGAAACUUUAUGCAGAUCGAUCGAGCCCAUAUUCCCUAGUCCAUCGGAGGCACCAUAUUCACCAUCUUGCUCGCCAGAUGGCAAAGAAAAGCAGACUACCAGCAUGCUCGGCCAAUAUCCUACUGAGAAAAGGAAAACCGCACACUUUCAGCCUGAGUGAGAAAUGA
This is a messenger RNA of Penicillium manginii, 1323 nucleotides long. RefSeq lists its product as uncharacterized. The transcript is spliced from 2 exons. Gene Ontology annotation, biological process: long-chain fatty-acyl-CoA metabolic process. Bases 1 to 1323 code for a protein of 440 amino acids. Gene Ontology annotation, molecular function: alcohol-forming very long-chain fatty acyl-CoA reductase (NADP+) activity. Gene Ontology annotation, cellular component: peroxisome. Lineage: Eukaryota; Fungi; Ascomycota; Eurotiomycetes; Eurotiales; Aspergillaceae. The record is from RefSeq and is a predicted model, not a curated record.